UAAUUUAUUUUCUUCGUAUUUUAUGUUUAUGAUUUUUUUUAUUUUAUGUUUUUAUUGAAUCAAAAUUAAUGGACAAAAUGGACGCACCAAUUUUAGAACCAAUUUCAGAGGAGGUCGAUUCAUGCGCAACCCCAUCAUUUAAAUCAAAUAUCUCGAAAAGAAACGUUACAAAUUCUGUUAGGGAAUUUGGUGUUGUAAAGAAUGUUGUGAUGCAGUCGCAAAAAUUAGAAUGUUCACCACAAUGUCAUAACGGACCUACUAAUUCUUCUACAAAAUACCAACUUUCUGAAUAUGACUUUCCAAAAUUUAAACAUCAACAUUUAAAUAAAGAAGAUGUCCAAAAGUCCAAAAACAAUAAAAGCUACUCGUCCAUCCUUAAUAAACCGUUUCUAUUCAGACGAUCAGAAUCUUUAGAUAAAGCUGUAACGUUAGAAGAAAAAAGAUUAAUUGAGUUAUACAGGAAAAACCAAACAGUCGAGGAAUACGACUCAAGUCGCUCUCAUUCGACGAGAUUUUCCACAUCAUUAUCGUCCAACACCAACUCCUCUUUGUCUAGCCCAUCUAUUUCAGAAUCUAAAUCCAAAUUCGGCAUGAAAGAUUACUUUAAAUCACUUUCGGGAAUCAUAGAAGAACAAGAAGCACUUGAACAUGCUGUUAUGGAAAGUGUAAUGAUAUCAGACAUUUCCGUACAAAAAGAAAAACCUCAAUGCGUAUCUCUUGCCAUGGUUGUAGCACAAAAAUAUUUGAGAUUACAUAGAAUAUUUGAAUUGUACCAAUUCCUUAUUGCGCAUUUAUUAAGUGCUUUACCCGAAAAUCCAAUACAGUUUUUGUUGGAUUUAUUAGAUAAUUGUCUUUCAUUUAGAACUGGAUUAACUAUGCCUCCAUUGCUUUAUCAAAAGAAACAUCUUGAGGCACUUUUUAAAAUGAUGGAUAGAAUGGGGUCUGGAUAUAUUGAUUUAGAACAGUAUAAAGCAGGCAUGAAAUCUAUAGGGGUAUGUAUGGUUAAAGAAGAGUUGUUGGAGAAUCCACUCAUUGCUAUUGAUAAAAAAACAUUUGUUGAUGAUGCGUUAAUUGCUCUUGAGUCAAUUCUAAUCGAUAUAUUACGUCGAAAGUAUAUGAAAGAUGAAAAUGUACCUACAACACCUCCACCUCCUACACCAUUGAAUCGAACAAUUAGCUCAUCGGCGUCCGUUCUUAGCUGUGCAAAAUCAACGAGUACAAAUACAAAAUUUUCCGUGAUAUUUAAGAAAAGAUGAUAAGAAUUUGAAUGGAUUUCGUAAAAUUCACGAUCAUAAACUUUAAUGAUAGGGUGAUAAAAAUGUAUGAAGGUCGUGAAACUUACGCGCGCCCGCUGAGUUUCAUUAUAAUCUCAUAAAGGUGUAUCUAAUAUACCCUAUGAAUAUAUA
Messenger RNA from Onthophagus taurus, 1406 nucleotides. RefSeq lists its product as uncharacterized. Lineage: Eukaryota; Metazoa; Arthropoda; Insecta; Coleoptera; Scarabaeidae. Gene Ontology annotation, molecular function: calcium ion binding. The record is from RefSeq and is a predicted model, not a curated record.